Molecule: messenger RNA, 1383 nt
Organism: Musca vetustissima
Lineage: Eukaryota; Metazoa; Arthropoda; Insecta; Diptera; Muscidae
Exons: 2
Coding region: 81-1319 (412 amino acids)
Source: RefSeq, a predicted model, not a curated record
AAAAAGUCCUUGCGAGUGAGAGUGUGUGUGCGGUGUUUUUUUAAUCUUUUUUCCAUUAAAAAUAAUUAAAUAGAACCAAAAUGAAAUCUAUGCUUAUUUUUGGGCUGCUAGCCCUUUGUGUCUUCGCCAGUGCCGAGGAUGCCAAGCAGGCUGUUGAAGCAAAAUCGAUUGAACCAAAACCCGCCGCAACUGAAGCCAAAGCUUCGGUAAGCACAGUCGAAAAGAAACAGGAGAAACGUGGUAUUCUCCAUGGAGUUGGUCAUGGAUAUGCUCCCGUUGGUUAUGGACAUUCUGGUGGUGGCCUCGUAUUGGGUGGUCAUGGUGGUGGUCUGUAUGGAGGAGCUGCUCUGGCCUAUGGUGGUGGUGGUGCAGUUUAUGGUGGUGGUUUCGGUGGUACUGGUUUGGGUGGUGGUGCCAUUCCCACAAAUGUCCAAGUCAACACUGUGGUACGUAAUGUUGCUGUACCCUAUCAAGUGGAACGUCGUAUUCCAGUGCCAGUGGAAAGAACUGUUACAUAUCCUGUAAAGGUCCCAGUACCCGCACCCUAUCCCGUUGAAAAGACUGUUACCUAUCCGGUUAAGGAAAUUGUGAAAGUGCCUGUGCACAUUCCUCAACCCUACCCCGUGGAAAAGACUGUCCAUGUCCAAGUGCCAGUGCAUGUUGAUCGCCCCGUCCCAGUCAAGGUUCCCGUUCCAGCUCCUUAUCCAGUAGAGAAAAUUGUUCAGGUUCCAGUUAAGGUACCCGUUCCACAACCCUACCCUGUUGAGAAGAUUGUCCAAGUCCCCGUUAAGGUACCCGUCCAUGUACCCCAACCCUACCCAGUGGAGAAAGUUGUCCAGGUUCCAUAUAAGGUAGCUGUCGACCGUCCUUAUCCCGUCCAUGUUGAGAAACCAUAUCCAGUGCCAGUGGAGAAACCAGUACCAUACCCAGUUGAGAAAAGGGUCCAGGUUAAUGUCCAGGUUCCCGUUGACAAUCCAGUGCCAGUACCUGUUGACCGUCCCGUAGCCGUGCCCGUUAAGGUUGGCGUACCCCAACCUUAUCCAGUCGUCAAGGAAGUUCCUUAUCCCGUCGAACGUCAAGUACCCUAUCCCGUGAAGGUACCCGUUGAACGUCCCGUCCCCGUGCACAUUGAACACAAUGUACCCGUGACCGUGGAAAGACAAGUGCCCUACAAGGUGCCCGUACCCGUGCCCGUUCAUUUGGAAAGCCACGUUGCGGGUGGUAUUGCCAUUGGAGGUCAUGGUUAUGGCGGUGGUUAUGGCCAUGGUUAUGGUGGCGGCUAUGGUCACGGACAUGGCGGUUAUCUCCACAAAAAAUAGACAAUUUCUACUCGUGAGGCAUAGAAAAGCAGCAACCACAACAACAACAACAAAGAUUUCAUAU